This is a messenger RNA of Phaedon cochleariae (mustard beetle), 1327 nucleotides long. The record is from the annotation of a GenBank genome assembly. Lineage: Eukaryota; Metazoa; Arthropoda; Insecta; Coleoptera; Chrysomelidae.
AUGUCAGUACCUUCCAAGCUGAAAAGUUGUAUGAGAAGAAGUCUUCAUCAUAAGAAUAUUAUGGAGGAAGCAGUGAAUUUGCAGAGCAUAGAAGCGUUUCUUUCUAACUUCGAGGGAGGUGAUGUUCAUUUGUCAACAGACUAUUGGGAUGAAGGCAUCGCAAUGUUGUGCCUGAAUUAUCCGGAAAAAAGAAAUGCAAUGAGCGGAAAGAUGAUGGUUGAUCUCGGUAAAUGUGUCUCUAAGUUAGAAAAGUGGGAAACUGGAAAAGCCGUGAUAAUUCUCGGAGCAGGCGAAAAUUUUUGUUCAGGAGGCGAUUUGGACUUCGCUAAAGCUACUGGAACUGCUAAAGAGGGAUUCUAUAUGAGCUACUACAUGCAGGACACAUUAAAAAGGUUUAGAAAGUUACCUAUGGUGAGUGUUAGUUUGGUGCAUGGACCAGCAGUGGGAGGUGGCUCUGAGUUAGCUGUCUUUGCCGAUUACAUAUUGGUUACUGACAAUGCAAAACUGGGAUUUGUCCACGGCAAGAUGGGCAUCAUCACUGCAUGGGGUGGAGGAACUAGUGAUCAACAAUACGGUUUUAGGAAUGGUCGCUCGCCAACCAGUGCAGCACUAAGUGUUAAAGAGAAAAUAGUUGACGGUCUUGAACAAGGUUAUCACAUGGGUAUCACUCUAUGUGAUCUGUCUAAAGUCUUCGACUGUGUCUCCCAUGAAAUACUUCUUGAGAAACUUAAUUACUAUGUAGUCAGAGGCGUCACUCUCAGUCUCAUUGAAUCCUAUUUGAGCGAUCGAUUUCGAACGGUAUACUACAAUGAUGAACUAUCUGAUUUCAAAGGUGUUAGAUUUGGUGUACCACAAGGUUCUGUGCUAGGGCCUUUACUGUUAGUUCAGAUUCUGGGCGAACGAAAAGCAACAGAAAUGCUUCUAUCCUCUAAGAUGUACAACGCUCAAGAAUGCCUUGAAAUUGGAAUCGCUUACAAGAUUCUCAGCACCGCUAACAGGAUCCAAGAAGCCCUGAAUUUUGUAAGAAAGUUGACAGUCAGUCACAGUUCUAUAGUGCGCUCUUUCAAAAAGGUGUUGGAUGUGGCGACAAAGGAAGACUUUGAAACUUCUUUGAGUUUUGAAUGUGAAGAGUUCAGCCCGAAAUGGGGCUCUGAUCUGAAUAAAGACGCACUGCAAAGAAAGAUUCAUCAUGUCAAAGAGGAGAAAUCAUAGCGAAUAAAAUAUCGAUAUUUUUUUAUUUAUUAAGAAAGAAAACUUUCGAAGUCUUGCUUGAUCAUCCCACUCUACUUCGAGUAUGUACUAGGUAGGUACUUCAAAGGCUCAUUUA